UUUCCUAUCAUUCUAUCACUGAAUACCACAUCAUCAAAAUGGCUGAUACCGCUGUCGCUGCUCCCGUCGCUGCCCCAACACCCGCCAAGGUGAAGAAGGCUGCCAAGCCCAAGAAGAAUGCAACUCAUCCCAAGUACAGCGAGAUGAUUGCUGCUGCACUAGGUGCCCUGAAAGAGAGGUCUGGCUCCUCAAGACAGGCUAUCCUGAAGUACAUCCAGGCCAACUACAAGGUCGGGGAUAACGUCAGUGCCGUCAACGCCCACCUGAAACUGGCCCUCAAGGCUGGCGUCAAGAGUGGAGCCGUUAAGCAGUCAAAGGGCACCGGUGCCUCUGGAUCCUUCAAGCUUGGAGAGGUGAAGAAGGCCGCAAAGAAGGCAGCCAAGCCUAAGGCUGCCAAGCCUAAGAAGGCCAAGGCACCCAAGAAGGCCAAGACACCCAAGAAGGCAGGCGCCAAGAAGACUGCAGCCAAGAAAACCGCUGCCAAAAAGGCCCCAGCCAAGCCAAAGAAGGCCAAGACACCUAAGAAGGCCGCUCGCAAGAGCGCACCAGCAACCGGCGGUGUCAAGAAGCCUCACAGAUACAGGCCCGGAACCGUCGCCCUUCGUGAAAUCAGAAGGUACCAGAAGAGCACCGAACUCCUCAUCAGGAAACUGCCAUUCCAGCGCCUGGUUCGUGAAAUCGCUCAGGACUUCAAGACUGACCUCCGAUUCCAGAGCUCCGCUGUCAUGGCUCUCCAAGAGGCCAGCGAGGCUUACCUGGUCGGCCUUUUCGAGGACACCAACUUGUGCGCCAUCCACGCCAAGCGUGUCACCAUCAUGCCAAAGGACAUCCAGCUCGCACGCCGUAUUCGCGGUGAACGUGCGUAAGCUUUUGCACUUGGCUAAAACACAAACAACGGCCCUUUUUAGGGCCACAUAAA
Molecule: messenger RNA, 919 nt
Organism: Dreissena polymorpha
Lineage: Eukaryota; Metazoa; Mollusca; Bivalvia; Myida; Dreissenidae
Product: histone H1-delta-like
Exons: 2
Coding region: 39-866 (275 amino acids)
Biological process (GO): nucleosome assembly
Cellular component (GO): nucleosome
Molecular function (GO): protein heterodimerization activity; DNA binding; structural constituent of chromatin
Source: RefSeq, a predicted model, not a curated record